Messenger RNA from Alosa alosa (allis shad), 2311 nucleotides. Its product is annotated as kelch-like protein 23. Gene Ontology annotation, molecular function: protein binding. NCBI's taxonomy places the organism in Eukaryota, Metazoa, Chordata, Actinopteri, Clupeiformes, Clupeidae. The transcript is spliced from 3 exons. The record is from RefSeq and is a predicted model, not a curated record. Bases 1 to 1476 code for a protein of 491 amino acids.
AUGUUCUAUGGUGGCGGUAAAGAGAGCACUAAAAGACAAAUUGUGAUUAAAGGAGUACACGAAGAGCAGUUCCGCAUACUCAUGGACUUCACUAAGACUCUUAAAUUACCUCUGAAUAGACAAAAUGUUCUGGGAAUCUUGGAGGCAGCUGACUUCCUUCAGCUGGAAAAGGCCAGACUACUUUGCUGUAAGUUCCUUGAGAGGGAGCUACACCUAAGCAACUGUUUGGGCAUGAUGGCAUAUGCUUGGCAGUUAGGCUGUCUAGGACUAUAUGCUGCAGCCAGAGAUGUGGCCCUCACCCACCUACCUGCCAUAGCAUCUGACGAAGACUUCCUGUAUCUCUCCAAGGAGAGCGUGGCAGAUCUGCUUGCUAGUGAUGACCUGUUCAUACCUAGAGAGGACUUGGCCUUUGAAGUGACUUUGCGCUGGGCGACCUUUGACCCCAGCAGGGAGGAUGACUUCAUGGAGCUGAUUGGACUAGUGCGUCCAGAGUCCCUGACUCUUCCCUACCUCACAGACCUGCUGACCCGGCUCAAAGGCUCUGACCCGAGAGCCAAGCUCAUCUGCAGACUCAACAACAACAUCCCCGCCAGCUGGACGGCUGGCCGCUCCAUGCCUCGGGGACGCUCAAGAGAAUCCCUGUUUAUGAUUGGUGGGCCACAUGACGUUGAUGCACAGCCACUGUACCAGUUCAACCCGCGUAGCAGCAGGUGGCAGUGCUGCGCUCCAAUGAAGAGAAAAAACCUCACCCAGUACUCAAUCGCAGCAGUAGAGGACAAUGUGGUGGUCACAGGGGGCUACUACCGUGAGAUCGGGUGGUACAGUGUGGACUGGGUGCUGAUGUACCAGUGCGGAAACCAGCGCUGGGUGGACGGACCGGCACUGCAGAAGUCCAGACACAGCCACUGCUCUGUCGGCAUGGGCAACAGGCUGUAUGUGCUGGGUGGCAGCAUGGACGACGGAGUUGUGGACAAUGUUGAGGUGCUUGUACUGGGGUCGGACGCCUGGGAGGAGGUCAGCCCCAUGGUGUGUGCGGUGGAGAGAGCGGCCGUGGUCACCAUGGGCUCCUGCAUCUACGUGGCUUGUGGACUGGAUGAGAACGGGGAGGUGUACAGUGGGAUUCAGCGCUACCAGAUGAAGACUGACCAAUGGGACGUCGUCUUGCAUUGCCCUCAUCCACGCUAUGACCUUCUGGCGACAGAGCUGAAUGGUGCUCUCUAUCUCUUCGGAGGACAGGCCUUGCGGCUGGACAUAGACACAGAUGAGUGGACCUUACUGGAGGAGGAGUGUCUGGAUAGGAGGUUUUUCACUGGAUGUGCCACGGCCAGUGGGCAAAUCUACCUAUUGGGUGAGCGAAGGCUGAGGAACAUUCCCAACAUGGUUCUCUUUGAUCCAUACAUUGACACUUGUAUUGAGAUAGAUGAUGCAAUACCCUGUCCAGUUCCUGUACACAUGGAUGUGUCUCCAUCCGUAUGAUAAACUACUAAAACACAAACCCAGAAUAGUUUUUCUGACUUUAGUGGCCUCUGGCAGAUUAUACUCAAAAAUGUUUUUAUCUUGUCAUGUCAUUUUACCACUCCUUUUUUGUACUGCACUGCACCAAGUUUUGGGCACAUAUUAAUGUAAAAAGAUGUCAAGUACUACUCAUACAAAGUUGAUGGUAAGGAUGUUGAAUAAUAUUUAAACCGUUAAUUUUUUGAUUCAUGAUUUGUUUAUUGUUCCAUUUCAUUAUACAUGCAUAAGAAAAGUAAAAUGGUGUGUUAUGACUUCUCCUGCAGCAAAAAAAAAAAAAAUAAGAGUAUAAUAUGUAAGCGCUUGUUGUGCUGAUGCUGUAGUUGAUAUAUCUGUGUAAGUGAUAGUGUUUGUAUGGGGGUGGGUGUUGGCAUGUUUGGUGUUUGUGUGUGUGUGUGAUCACAGACACAUAACAGGCUCUCAUUGUCCAUUGUUCAUUAGCCUUGUUGCUGCUACUGAGCCUGCAGGUCUGGGCCUUCUAUUAAAGUUAAGAAACAGCAUAGCUGUGCAUAUAUAGUAUGACUUUAUUUUGAAUUUAUUUAUUGAGUUUAUUGGUGUUGAUAAUCUACACAUUGUGACAUUAAAUAUGUGUUGUCUUCACAUUGAAAAUACGCUGAAUUAUAAUUUUCUGAAUGAUUUUUGAAUGAAAAUAAGGAGAUACAUUAAAGCUCACAAAUGCUAACCGUGUGGAACCGACCCAUGGUAUUUACUAGAACUUAAGACACUCAAAUGCAGAAAAUAGAAGUGAUAAUAAUCCAAGAAACUGAAAAUGCUGAAAUCAAUGGAUAUUUACAUUGCA